Molecule: messenger RNA, 582 nt
Organism: Phytophthora sojae
Lineage: Eukaryota; Oomycota; Peronosporomycetes; Peronosporales; Peronosporaceae
Exons: 3
Coding region: 1-582 (193 amino acids)
Molecular function (GO): 4-hydroxy-tetrahydrodipicolinate synthase activity
Source: RefSeq, a predicted model, not a curated record
AUGGCCUCGAAACUGCGCUUCGACGGAACGUACACGGCCUUGGUGACGCCGUUCACGCCCGACGGCUCUGCUGUGGACUAUGCGAGUCUGGAGAAGAUGGUCGAGUGGCAGAUCGAGCAGGGCAUCGACGGACUUGUACCAAUGGGGUCUACAGGUGAGAACACUCUCGUGUCGGACGAAGAGCGGCUGAAGGUGAUCGAGACUGUCAUCAAGUUAGCCAAUGGACGGGUCCCCGUGAUCGCAGGCACGGGUGCGUUGUCCACUGAGGCGGCCGUGAAGCUGGCACAAGAGGCCAAACAGCUAGGAGCCGACGCCUGUCUGGUCAUUGCUCCUCCUUACGUCUGCACCUCGCAGCGUGGGCUCUACGAGCAUUUCCGUCGUGUUGCGGGUCCCAAGACCAUCGCAGAGCUGGCGAAGGUGCCGGGCAUCGCGGCGUUGAAGGACGCCACGGACUCGGUGGCGCAUACUGUGGACGUCAUGGCGCUGUGCGACCUGCCUGUUGUCUGUGGAGCCGAUAACCUGGCGCUGCCUAUGAUGGCGUGUGGAGCGGUAGGUGUCAUGACAGAGGUCGGGAAAAAAUAG